Physella acuta is the source of this 1173-nucleotide messenger RNA. RefSeq names its product kelch-like protein 9. The record is from RefSeq and is a predicted model, not a curated record. Lineage: Eukaryota; Metazoa; Mollusca; Gastropoda; Physidae. Gene Ontology annotation, molecular function: protein binding.
AUGCGAGAAGUCACCGAGAACUGUGUGGUUCUACACGACGUUUCCUGUGACGUGUUUACGUUAAUUCUGAGGACAUUGUACACGGGUGUAGAUAUUUUAACUUCCCAAAACCUGCUCGAUGUUUGGCGAGCAGUUCACAUGCUGCAGAUCGCUUUCAUGGUCAAGUUGUGUGAGGACUUCGCCAUUGAAACGGUUGCGAUGGAUACGUGGGAACAGAUUUACACAAAUGCUAAACUUUUAGAUUCAGAAAACGUUCUUGAACACCUCCAGAAAUUCAUGAUAAAAAACUUUGAACAAAUUUCUCUGACAUCAACAUUUCUUCAACUGUCUUUUGAGGAACUAAGGAAUUUGAUAAAAUGUCAAGAUCUAGUAGUGAGCAAAGAAGAUUUAGUUCUUGAAGCAGUGAUACGAUGGGUCAAUUUUGUUCAGAUAAUGACAGCUGAGUUAAAAGAAAGUAAAUGUACAUUGAAUGCUAAAGAUUCAAACAACGUUAACUAUAUGAUGCUAGAUUCUAGUGUUACAGUCGACUUUGUAAAAAAUGAAAUAGCUUUGAGAAAGGAAAAACUAACAGGUCUAUUAAAAAAGAUCAGGAUCUAUCUUGUAAGUCCUUCACUUUUGUCUCAUGUAUACAAGAUGGACUUAAUAUCUGAAAAUAAAGAUUCAAGUGACAUAAUUGUCGAUGCUUUAUUAUAUCACGUUCAAGAUCUGAGACAAAGUCAUUGGCCAUCUGUUGCUCUACAUAGAACGUGUAGUGAAUACAGACAUGGUGGAGUAUUCGCUGAAGGAAAGGGGCAUUUUAAAUUUUUAAGUGCAAUCGAAGAGAAGAUUUAUACAAUCUCAGAUAGCUUUUGGUUGCGUGAAGAUGUUCAUUUAACCACAGUUAAUGGAGAACUGUAUGCUGCAAAUGGCAGUUUGUGUUUGGUUCUUUGUUUACACGACAGUAGAAGCAUCCAAUUUGAACACAUUGCUAAACUUUGGACUGGCAAAAAAGUGCUGCAUGGCGCGUUCACUUACAAAAAGAAACUUAUAAUUGUUGAAACUCGAUCGCUAAUCAACCCAGCUGAAGAGGAAAAACUAGAAGUUCCAAAUCACUUUAAUUUGAUCAAGUACUGGCGAAUUUUUUGUACAUGUUCUAAUGUAGCUCCUCUCAUAAUAUCAACCAGCUUUCCUUAG